UUUGUGGCACUCAGGCAUAACACAUGUCUUGUGGCCUAUCCUGAGCGCCAUGCUUGGCACAAUGCACCAAAAGCCUCCUUCGCUUCCUGAGGUCAGAAUACGAUCAACCUGCGUGAUGCUGGCUACUACAAGCUUCCUUAGCUUCAAUCAUUUCACCGCUUGCCAUAUUCUGUUCCCGGAGAGGUAUAUAGCUACAAGCAACACCUUCGAAUGUACGGGGGUAUAUCCAUCCUCGCACAACUUCCAUACAGACUCCGAAUUGUUGCCGGCAAAGUGUGUCUUAACAGAAACUGUACAACAUGAGUGCAAAAGAGCCUGUCGAGAAGCUUCCGCUUGCUGUCAGAAAAAACGUCCGUGACGAAUUCGAAGCAGAUCGAGAGGAUCUUGAAUCUCAGAUUAGCAAGUUGCUGGGAGGGCAGCAGUGGAAAAUCGAGGUUAACCCUAACCUCAUUUAUGCAUAUGCAGAAGAGGGGAGCUACGGUCACCAAAGCCUGGGUGAUUGCAUGAAAGCGUACAUUGACGGUGCAAUCUAUCGUUUGAAGUACUUCCUCGAAUCACAAGAUCAUGGGGAAGAAGGGGUGGCAGAAAUCAACAAAUUGGCUUCCACACACACAAUCACGAUCUAUCCGGACUUGGAAAAAAAGAACUCGUAUUGUGGAGUCGACAUCAAGGGCGGUGUUCUUCGUAUCCUGUUCCGCGAAGGGAAUCUUGGUACCAACGUUGACAAUGCUCUUGAACAUCUCGAAAAUGCCUUGAAUGAAGCCGCACCAGCCGACUCUUCCGAACUAAGCUAUACCGCUCGCAACAGCAUCAAACGGGACUGGGACAAAGACGCUGAGACGCUGCGAAAGGAUAUUGCAGAGCAGGUCCACAACGAUAACAUCAAGCUGAAUCCCAACUUCGCGGCUGUUGUCGAGAAACUCAAGACUGGAAAGGACGUGCGCGACGACUGGGCAGCGAACUUGGGCGCCUUCACCAAAAAGUACUUCGAGUCGGUUGCCUAUUAUCUGAAGUGCAACAAGUUCAAGGAGGAUGACUUGAUGUAUGAGGGCUUCAAUGAAGUCGUCACUGGAAACGAGAUCAUCUUCCGCGUUGUCGAUAAGGUCACCGGGCCUUCGUCAUACAAUCAAUGUUUGGUUGAAGAUGGAAAGUUAGUGCUACAAACCACGCCGAGCAACUUUGGCACGAAUGUGGACUACAUUGCCGAGAAGAUUGUUGAUGUCUUGUAGAUAUUCUCCUUCUCAGAGGCGUGGAAUAGAC
Molecule: messenger RNA, 1260 nt
Organism: Verruconis gallopava
Lineage: Eukaryota; Fungi; Ascomycota; Dothideomycetes; Venturiales; Sympoventuriaceae
Exons: 3
Coding region: 300-1229 (309 amino acids)
Source: RefSeq, a predicted model, not a curated record